Candidozyma auris is the source of this 318-nucleotide messenger RNA. It is a transcript of the gene ATP14, whose product is annotated as F1F0 ATP synthase subunit h. The record is from RefSeq and is a predicted model, not a curated record. Gene Ontology annotation, biological process: proton motive force-driven ATP synthesis. NCBI's taxonomy places the organism in Eukaryota, Fungi, Ascomycota, Pichiomycetes, Serinales, Metschnikowiaceae. Bases 1 to 318 code for a protein of 105 amino acids. The transcript is spliced from 2 exons.
AUGUUCAAGCAAUCGAUUCGUGCUUUGUCCUCCAGAAGAUUGUUGUCUGUGACUCCCAGAACCCACAAUGCUGUGAGCGAGUUGUACAUUCAGCAGAUCAAGCAGUUUAAGCCAAGCCCAGUGAACGCUGACGCCGAGGGUGUCAAACUGUUCAAGAUGCCAGCCAAGCCAGCCAUUCCUUCUGAUGAGGUCGCUGCUGACGCAGUCCAGGCAUACGAGGCUUCCGAAGUCGAGACCGAGUCUGCUCCUACUGGUACCCCCCAGGCUGUUGAGGAGGACUGGUUUGUGUUCCCCGAGGAGGAGGACCAGCACCACUAA